AUGUCUACCCCCUCGCCAGCCUUAACGGCCAAGCAAACAGCGGCUCUCUUUAACAUCCUCACGCACCACGAAACAUAUGACGAAAUCGAAGCUCUCAAACAGCCCGAUACCAUCCUCAGCUAUGGCCACCCCUUCACCUCCGAGGCGCCAGUCGCCAACAGUAGUCCAAAAGGCAGCUCAAGGAACAGCUCGAGGAGCAAUUCCAAGGCGAGUGCCAAGAGCACGAGUCCCAACGGCAGCAUGAAGAGCGCCAAGAGCGCAAAGGCAUCUACAGAUUCCAUCGCCGCCUCGCCCGUCCUCCAAACCCUCCUUCGUCGCUUCCUCCUCACGCUGCCGGGCCUGCGCGAUCUUCCCGAGGAAUUCUGGAGCGGCGCCAUGGGCACCAGGAAGACCCUGGCCACGGCCUUUUCGGCCAUGAUUGAGUCGCUCGUCAGGGGAUGUCUCGGCGGGUGUCCGGCCAGCAGAGGCGCCAGCGACAAGGGGGAAAAGUACGAUCUCAAGGAUGCGAAGGAGCUCGAGAGGGCAUUCAACGACGUGCUGUACGGCGUGGUAUAUGGUGACUUGAUCGACGACAUCACCGUCCAUGUCGAGAAGUCGGCCGACCUCGAGGCGCAUUCGCCGAGAAUCGCAGCGGCGGUGGAGUAUGUCAUCUUACACUUGGCAACCCUGUUCCAUCAGGUCUUCAUCUUGUCGCCCGAAGGCGAGUACCUGCGAAAGCUCAUUGAGAGCGUCCACGGCAUGCUUCCGUAUGCUGUCAUCCGCCAAACAUUACGCAUGAGCAAUGCCGCUACCAUGAUGUCCGGGAUGCUGAAGCUGUUCCUUAUCAUAUCCGUCGUCACCGGCUGGGACAGCGCCGAGUUCAAGAAAACUCUGGACAAGAUCGAAAAGAGGGAAAACGCCCCCAGCAGUGACGUCCUCGCGGCCCUCAAAGCCCACGCCAAAGCCUCCGCCUCGGUUCGCGCUAGCGCGAGAAACGAAUCCCAAAAGUCAUCCCAAUCCAUCAUCACCAUCAUUCUCAACAAGUCCGACCCGGCGCUCGCCACGAAGCUCUCGACGGACCAGCACGCCCAAUGCCAGGAAUACUACGCCGCGCUCCUGUCGAUUCGCGACCGCGACGAGCUGACGACGGCCCUGUGUACGCAGUCGCCGGACCUCUUCACGCAGACGGUGCGCGACCUCGUCGGCGGCUUCGAGCCCUACAUCCGCGCCAUCCACGACAAGAUCGACCUGCGCGAGCACGUGCAGGACUACCGGAGCUUCGUCGACCAGUUCAUCGCCGCGAGCAAGCCGCAAGCGACGGGCGGCGCGGGCGCCGAGACGCGGCUGCCCUCGGUCGAGGACUACGUGGCGCUGCUGCGCAAGAACAGGCACAUGCUCUACCGGUGGAUGCACCACGGCGCGGCGCAGGCGCCCGAGGUGCGCAACGUGUUCAAGGGCUGGGCCAAGGAGGCGGUCGUGCACUUUCGCAAGCCGGGCGUCGAGGUCGCGGUGCCGGGCUCGUCGGCGCACGUCGAAGGCACCAUGGUCGAGAGCAUGGCGGACGCGUUCGCCGCGCUGUCGGAGGAGGUGCGGGGCCCGCUGCUGCCCGUCCUUGAUGCGCACGCCGGCCACCUCGACGCGCUCGAGGCGCUGUCCAUGGGGCGCAUGCAGCAGAUCAUCGACGGCGGGUCGUCGACCAUGGCGGGGCCGGGCAUCUUUCUCGUGUCGUGGCAGGCGCUGCUCGACAGCACGCUCAUCACGCCGGCGACGCCUGACGGGGCGGUGCGGCGGGGCAAGGAUGUGCAGAACAAGACGGUGGAGGGCAAGCCGGGCGCGACGGAUGAUGCUGGCGAGACUGAAGAGGACAAGGAGACGAGGAAGGAGGGCGAGGAGGCGCGGAAGAAGGUCUUGGGCUCGGUGCCCGAGGGUCCUGACGUGACGCAGGUUGUUGAGGUGAUGGGUGCUGUCUUCCGCAAGCUGAUUGCGGAUGCCGAGGGGGGCAGCGAUUCUGGCAGCGAUAUUUCGAUAGACUAG
Molecule: messenger RNA, 2013 nt
Organism: Verticillium alfalfae VaMs.102
Lineage: Eukaryota; Fungi; Ascomycota; Sordariomycetes; Glomerellales; Plectosphaerellaceae
Exons: 4
Coding region: 1-2013 (670 amino acids)
Molecular function (GO): phosphatidylinositol binding
Source: RefSeq, a predicted model, not a curated record